UUACCAGUAACUAUCCACUAUUCGACUUUCCUACUCAUUUUGAAUAACCCUCUCUCCUUCAAACACUCUCACUCAGCAUGUGGGCGUGAAUUUCCAGCCAGCAGCUCCUCCGGGCUGAACGGCUCCUAAAAUAGCGCUGCGAAUUCGGAAGCGUCAGAAAAAAAUGGCUGAGGAAGUUUUACCAAUAACUCGACAAGUAACUACAGAAAGCCGGGCAAGUGGGACCACUUUUGUCGAUAUUCAUCUCCUGGACGUCGAGGAUUGUUUAAUUUACGACCGGCGUGGCGUCUCUAUUCCAUUCAAGAGCUUAUAUCAAGAAAGGAAAUCGAUCAUAAUUUUCGUUCGGAAUUUUCUGUGCUACAGCUGCAAAGAGUAUGUUGAGGAUUUGAGCAAAAUACCAAGAGAGGCACUGGAGGAUGCUGGAAUAAGACUGGCUGUGAUUGGUCAGUCUGCUCAUUGUCAUAUUGAGUCAUUCUGCUCGCUGACUGGAUAUCCAUAUGAAAUGUACGUGGACCCAGAGAGAUGCAUUUACCAAAAGCUUGGCAUGAAGAGAGAGGAAACAUUUACAGACUCUGCUCCUCCAAGUCCACAUGUGAAGUCUGGUAUGUUUGUGGGCCAAAUGAAGAGUAUAUGGAGAGCCAUGACUAGUCCUGCAUUUGACUUUCAAGGUGACCUACAUCAGCAGGGUGGAGCCAUUAUUGCAGGGCCUGGCUCUCAAGUGCAUUUCUCCCAUUUUGACAUGAAUCGGCUGGACCACAUGCCCAUUAACUGGCUCCUUCAGCUCGCCGGAGUCCAACAGACGCUGGACUUCAGCGAUAAACCAAAGAUCAUCCAUGUGUAGCAAUAGCUGCUGUAAAAAAAGUACGGCCAUAAACUUGGGUCAUUUGCACGGCAGUUGGAAUAUUAAGGAGUGUUGCACUUUCUUUUCAAACCAUGGUGUAGUUCUUACAAAGUUUUGGGCUUUGUUUGGGUUAAUUAUCCUGAUGUUCUGUGACUCUGUCUCUACACAGAUGCAAACCAGAGGUAAUAGAGUGUGUUUGAAGAUUGGAGUGCUGUUUCUCCUCAGUCAGGGUGCACUACGUUCAGAAUGGAAACAUUCAGAGUGGAAAAACACUGCCAGUCUUAAAUUGUGUUCUACUAUGGGUUAGAUCCAGUAGGGAAUAAUUACAUUUCCUGUUUGUCUACUUACAUAGCCUUCUGUCAUUGCUGCACAUCUCAACCAAGUUCACCCAAAGCAUUUGUCCUUGUUUCCCCUGCUGAGAAGGGGUUUAGAGACACUACUCAUAGGACAUUUACUUCAAUUUUAUUGAUUGGAGUCUUGCAUUCUUCACUGAGGUAGCUUUUUUUUAUCUCUUGUGAACCAAGCUUGAUGUAUUGAUCUUCUGAUGGUGUGACCAUUUUAGGUCUGUCUGUGCUUUGGAUACACUUCUCCAAUAUUUUCUACAAAGGAGUUAACACGGUCAGUGCCUUAAAUUAAUUUGAUCACAGACCUCGAAAUAGAGCAGAUUCUUAAACAUUUCUUUUUCCUUUUACAUAUCAAAGCUUCUCGUGUUUUUAAAUGCUCAACAUCGUCAUUAUUUGUAGGUUGUAUAUAAAUGUGAUGGAUGUUUAAUGUGGUCUUAGAUUUACCCCAUUGUAUGCUGCCAGCAUAGUUACGUCACCAUUCUGCACAAACUGCAACAAGAAGCCAAUAGCUCAGUCUUGACCUUGGAAACAAGUAGUUGUAAGUGUGAGCAUAUUCCAGAGCUUCCAAUCACAUCUCAUGGGAUUUUUGUUUUUGGCAAAAUACAGUUUGUUGUCUGAAAUCAUGAAUAAUGCAACAGAGGUAUGAGAGCACUACUGUUUUAGUUUCUUUUUCUACAUUUUAUAUCAGAGACAUUACAUUAAUAUGUGUUAUAUGAUUUUGUUUCUGUACUUGUAUUAAGAUGUUUGUAUUGUGGUUGAAGAACCAGGUUUAGGUCACCGACUAAACAUCGCAAGUCAAUGGUGACGUGUAAGAUGCUCCUGAAGGGCUUGUGGAAGUUGAUGGAUGUUCUGUGGGAUGGAACCGUAUUGUUGUAUCCAGAGUAACCCGGAGAUGUUCAUAAAACGCACAGUGCAGCUUCUGAAGACGAAAUCUAUUACUGAAAAGGAUGGUCCUCCAUCUUGUAAGUCUCACUGGAGCUGUUUUUGCGCCAUUCUGCCAUUAAAUAAAGAUUCAGGUGCAGGCAUCUGAUCAUAUACACAAACAACUUCAUCCACAAUUUCUCUGAGACCUGAGACUGAGUGCCUGGUCACACAUCUAACUGACACACCAGCAUCCAGCUUGCUAACAGCCUGUUAUCAUCUUCCUCUUGUCAUGUGUAGCAUUGUGUCAUUUAAAUAAAGCAGUGACUUAAGGUGGCUUUUUCUAGUCACUAGUAAAAGAAGGGUCCGUGUACUGGUUACACAGUCUGCCAAUUCAAAAGCUUUUUGUGCACAAUAGGCUAAAUUUAACCAUUUACUAACAUAGAAACAGGAAUUAGAUUUUCAACUUUUGCAUCCAAGUCAGCAAAGAUGAUCAUUUGCAUGCUGCAUCUACAUUUUUGUUCAAUCCCAGAGGGCACCUUGAGGUCAAUUUGAUGUUUAGAAAUAGUCAAGAUUUUGACUACUACCAUAAAUAGCUUGAAGAGGCUUUGAGAUCGUUAUUGUGGCAAAGAGGCCCUACAAAGGGAUCAAUCCUACAUCAUUUUACUGCACAAUUACAUUGUAAAUCAAAAUAUUUGACAUCAAAUCAACGUUGCUGCUUGAUACCUGACAUCAUAUUGGCGUUAAUUUGAUGUCUAGAAACAUGGCAUUGAAUAGAUAUACUGAUAUCCCCCCAGCGGGCACCUUGAGAUCAAUUUGAUGUUUAGAAAUAGUGAAGAUUUUGACUACUAUCAUGUUUGUGAUUUUGAUACAUGAAGACGAGUUUUUAGUGGUUUAAUAAAUGACCAGACGGACUUAAAAAAAACAGCUGAUGCACUAAUUUUACUGCCUCGUCACAGCCUUCCAUUGUUUUUACAGUGUUCAAUGUAUUGUAAAUAAACUUUAACUCUUG
Molecule: messenger RNA, 3058 nt
Organism: Acanthochromis polyacanthus (spiny chromis)
Lineage: Eukaryota; Metazoa; Chordata; Actinopteri; Pomacentridae
Gene: prxl2c
Product: peroxiredoxin like 2C
Exons: 6
Coding region: 164-841 (225 amino acids)
Source: RefSeq, a predicted model, not a curated record